Molecule: messenger RNA, 441 nt
Organism: Striga asiatica
Lineage: Eukaryota; Viridiplantae; Streptophyta; Magnoliopsida; Lamiales; Orobanchaceae
Source: the annotation of a GenBank genome assembly
AUGAUAUCAAAUCUAAUUUUCAGAAGCAAAUUCGGAACAGCUAAUGCUCAAGGCACAGGCGGGAAGCUAACUAACGCUAAAAUUACAAUAGUUAAGCACAAAAACACAAGACCCCACAAUUUCAAUGACUAUAAGAAACUAAAGGAGAACAUUUCUUCAUUGAAAAAGGACGAGCAAAAGGGACAAUGCGCUGACCGAGGAGUUGGCAAGCUUGUCGGACCCGGUGCGAUGGCCAUCGGAGGUCGAGAGGGAGUUCGAGAAGCUUCUGCCAGUAAUCGGACGCGAGAGGAAAAGAUUUUUCACCGACGAACUCGCCAAUCAAGUACUCGGCCGUCUCGUGCGGCCGUGCUCCGCCGGCGAGUCGAGGCGUUGAUGGCACUCCGCCCAUCCUCGAUUCCUACUUCAAUUCAAGCAUUGGAUCUUCUGUCUCAUCUCAAUUAA